This is a messenger RNA of Helianthus annuus (common sunflower), 456 nucleotides long. RefSeq lists its product as uncharacterized. Bases 1 to 456 code for a protein of 151 amino acids. Lineage: Eukaryota; Viridiplantae; Streptophyta; Magnoliopsida; Asterales; Asteraceae. The record is from RefSeq and is a predicted model, not a curated record. The transcript has a single exon.
AUGAGUGGACGCCUCAACUUGACUCAGGCUCAACUGACGGCCCUAAUCAAUGAACGGGUUGCUGAGGCUUUAGCAGCAACCCAACCAGGAGGUCAACCUUCUCAGCCUCAAGCAUGUACGUUCAAGACUUUCAUGGAUUUUCGACCUAGUACUUUCAAUGGCACAGAAGGAGUUGUAGGUCUUCUCCGCUGGUUUGAGAAGAUUGAAUCUGUUUUUGAGAUGUGUGAAUGCCCUGUAGCCAAUAGGGUGAAGUUUUCGACUGGAACACUCAAAGGUAGUGCACUCUCCUGGUGGAAAACACAGGUGCAAAUGCUAGGGUUGGCAGCUGCUAACGUCACCCCAUGGAAUGACUUUAAAGAUCUGAUCAAAGAAGAGUAUUGUCAUCGGGAUGACAUCCAUAAGUUGGAGGUGGAGUUUUACAACCUCAAGAUGGUAGGGUCAGAGAUUGAAGCCUAA